AUAUAGCCCUAAUCCUUCCUGUUCAUCUGAAACCACAUUAUUCCAGACGUCUGUUACGUGGCGUCCACACGUCUCUGCGUCAAAAGCUCCACCAUACGCCGGUUAUUUUUCAUACCAGGUAAUUUUGCACUAAGAAGCAAAUGGAUAAGACAUCUGACGGUCCUUUUAAUCAGCAAGACAUUCAAAGAUGUCCUUUUUUAAGGAACAUCAACAAAACAACCAACUUCUCUUUCGCGUCAAUCCAUCUGCCUGUUCCUGAAAAUGGAGACAGGGGUCCAAUAUUUGAAGAUGACUCCAGCUUUGAAAUGGCUUUCAAGCUUUUCCAUGGAAAAGACGGGAUUGUCCCUCUGUUUGAGCGAGAUUUUGAACAGAUAAAACCUGAAUGCGAACCGAAGUUUAACCCUUUAGCUGCAAAUGUUGCAACAAUUAGUUUGUCAGCUUUUGGUCCAGGAGGUCCAUUUGGUUUUGGGGCUUUUACUGAAAAACGGAAGAUGCAGAAACGUGAAUCUAAAUCAUCCAAACAGGAGUCAUCGCGUAAGGGAGAUACAUCGACACACGAAGCACUUGGAAACGAGUGGCUGGAAAACGGAAACUGCCCAAUUGCCAAGUCAUACAGAGCGGUAAGCAAGGUACUCCCAGUAGUGGCAUCACCUCUUAAACUACCACCUGGAGUUAAGCUUAAAUGUCCACGAGCCGUAGUUGCUGCCCGAGCUGCACUAGCAAGGACCGCCCUUGUAAAAAGGUUACGCCCUCAACGACUCCCUGAGAAAAUGCUGGUCAUAGGAAUGUUGGGAAUGGCAGCUAAUAUUCCUUUAGGGAUAUGGAGAGAACACACUCGUAAAUUCUCACUAUCUUGGUUCAUUGCAGUGCAUGCAGCCGUGCCGUUUAUAGCCAUGCUCAGAAAGUCGGUUUUGAUGCCUAAAACAGCUAUGGCGUUUACAGUUGCAGCUUCUAUACUUGGGCAGGUUAUCGGGUCAAGAGCUGAACGGGUUAGGUUGAUGAGGAUCCGAACCCAGAUGCUGGCUCAAGUGGUUACUGUAGAAACCAUUGCUCGUCAUGGUUCUUCGACCGAUGUUGAUGGUCUAACCAAGGGUCAGUGCAGGCGUGAUGAACCGUUUAGGGGUCAAUUUUCUGGGGAAUGUGUAAGGUACCAAUCUUCUUCAUCAUCACCACCUGGUGUGUGUUGUUGAGGUAAGUAUUUGGUACCAUGAAACUAGCGAUGCAAAUGCUAUUGUAUGACUAUCUGAAAGUAGGUAAAAAUGGCUGCUAUUAUGUAGUGCAUUUUGUUUAUUAGUAAUAUUUUUAUUUUAUUUGGGUUUUAUUUAUGUAGAUUAUUACGGGUCUUGUUAAACAUAAAUAAAUUUUAUUGUUGCGAAUUUACAAGAUAUUAAGGAA
Molecule: messenger RNA, 1395 nt
Organism: Helianthus annuus (common sunflower)
Lineage: Eukaryota; Viridiplantae; Streptophyta; Magnoliopsida; Asterales; Asteraceae
Exons: 4
Coding region: 141-1190 (349 amino acids)
Cellular component (GO): chloroplast
Source: RefSeq, a predicted model, not a curated record